This is a messenger RNA of Lingula anatina, 2826 nucleotides long. RefSeq lists its product as uncharacterized. NCBI's taxonomy places the organism in Eukaryota, Metazoa, Brachiopoda, Lingulata, Lingulida, Lingulidae. The record is from RefSeq and is a predicted model, not a curated record. Gene Ontology annotation, molecular function: peptide receptor activity; guanylate cyclase activity; adenylate cyclase activity. Gene Ontology annotation, biological process: receptor guanylyl cyclase signaling pathway; cGMP biosynthetic process; intracellular signal transduction. Gene Ontology annotation, cellular component: plasma membrane.
AUGAAGGACAUUAAGGACGAGAAAUGGGUAGAAAAUAUCAUAAAUAACAGCGUUACCUCACUAAAUAGCCAAGAUCUCCUGGAGGCGGCACUAAGGGAUCUUUCUGGUUCUGCGGGAAAGAAGAGAGGCAAUUUUGGGAUAUGUACUGGCGAGCCUAUUUCCCAGUCUGGGAAGAGAAAACAGCUGGCAAAGAUGUUGGCCUUGACCUUCCUUCCCAUCAUCUGUUUGACUGGUGUUGCCGUCUAUUUUCUGCAGGACACAGUGGCGGCAUUGGAAGAGGGGCAGAAGGUACGGACCUACGUAGAGUUCAGCACGCAGCUGGGGAUGUUCCUGCAUUACCUCCAGAGAGAGAGAGAUCAAAGCGUCCUCUAUAUGAGCGACAUCGGCCCCUCUACCAAGUCGUACCUGGCAGCCAGAUAUCCCGAGACAGAUAAAUCAUUAGAGGAUCUCACAGGAUGGCCAGUCAACGCAAAGAUCAUCCUCAGAAACCCAGAAUUUCGCAGUAAAAACGUAUUCCGCAGCUAUUUAAACGACCACCGAAACCGUCUAGAUCUCCUGAACAACACUAUAUUGGAAGAGCUUCUCUUUUAUACCAGCAUUAUUGAUGUCAUCGGCAACUGGCUAACAGAUUCCAUCACGGAGAGCAAAUACGGCACAGUGUGGCGAUCCCUUGUCGCCUACCAGAAAAUCAUCUUCGUCAAGGAAAACGUCGGCCUUGAGCGCGCUCUUGGUCAGGUCUUUUUCGUGCGCGGACAUUUUGAAAGCAACGAGUACUACAGUUUAUACAACAGGGCCCUGCACACCGCGAGAAAUGAAUUCCGGAUGGCUCAGAAUUUCUCCCCUAUGGUCAUCCCGCUUACGGAGCUCGAUAUCGAGGUCAAAGGGAACAAACUGUCCAUGGUUUUGUCAAACUACAGAGAGGAGAUCCAAUGGAGAAACAACUCGGAGCCGAAGGGGGACCUUAAAAGGAGCGCACACUGGUACGACCAGAUGACCAUCUUCGUCAACAAGCUUUUGGACGUCCAGCUGGAGAUCAAAGACACCAUCAGCUCCAUGAUUGAGUCCGACCUUAACGCUCGGUACAUAUCAGUGGCCGUGAGCAGCAUUUUCAUUCUCCUGGUGUUUGCCUUCUGCCCGCUGGUCAUUCGGUCCGUGGUCAAACUGACCACCAACAUCCAGUGCUACGCCAUCACCCUGGCGGACAAGACGAAGGAGUUGAACAGGGAGAAGCAUCGGACUGAUUCCCUGUUGUAUCAGAUGCUGCCACAGCCGGUCGCCGAUCAAUUAAAGUCUAAAACGGAUGUUAGCGCAGAAUACUUCAAGGAGGUAACCGUAUUUUUCUCCGAUAUCGUCGGCUUUACCCGAAUAUCGAUGCAGUGCACUCCAAUGGAGAUUGUCACGAUUCUGAACACCAUCUAUCGUCUGUUUGACGAACAUAUCGGCCUAUUUGACGUGUACAAGGUGGAAACAAUUGGAGAGUCGUACAUGGUGGCAUCAGGUUUGCCAACACGUAACGGCAACAAGCACGCCAGCGAGAUCGCUAACAUGUCCCUGGACCUUCUGAACACCUGUAAUGAUAUCGAGUUCUCCAACCUGGCCACCUUCGAGGGCAAGAUACGGCUGCGGAUUGGGGUCCACACAGGGCCCUUGGUCGCUGGUGUUGUUGGCUCUAAGCUGCCGCGCUACUGUUUGUUCGGAGACACCGUCAACACAGCAUCCCGAAUGGAAACCUACAGUCUCCCCCAUCGAAUCCACAUCAGCCACACCACCUAUCGUCUGCUGGACAAAACUGGAUGUUAUAUCAUGCAGAGGAGAGGAGAUAUAGAAGUCAAGGGGAAGGGGCACAUGACUACUUACUGGCUUAUAGGGAAUGUCAGCUCGCCUAGCCAUAACACUGACGAUGUUUCAAAGUCAAACUCCGCGUUGGACAAAACCCGCCGCCCCGUCGCCGAGCAGACCCAGACUGUGCUGCCCAAGAACCCGGUUUACGGCAUCACCAGGCCUGAGCUCCACAACGAGACCAAGCCUCUGGAACCGCAUCUACAGACCCUCUCCGUGGCCUCGGGUGCGCCGACACAGAACCCUCCAAGCUAUGCCGAUAUCGAGGCUAUAUUUGAGGAGGAGAGGGGCAGCCCCACCAUUGUUCAGCUGACGGAGGGUGUGCAUUAUUAAUGUCACGUGCAAGAGAGUCACCAAUGUGAUGUACACUGUAGGGCCCGUUCCCCGUUAAUUUGUACAGGAAAGCCCCGUGCAAUAUGUUGACGCACUUACGUCACGCUAAACCUAACCUGUAUGGAUCUAAUGGAGGGCGGACUCUCCGCUACAUAGAUUCUCAGUUUUGUCACACUACCCGCACAAAGGUUAUCAAAAUUGUUAUCAUCACGCAUUGUGGAUCUAUCGUUCAUCGUAUUGCACGGACUCAAAAAGUUCUGUUCACAAGAAGACGUAUAAGCGUAAACAUUAAACAGUGUGCCUGAAUAUACUCUGGAACAUGACCAGUCUCAUUGUUCAUGAACAAGCGUAACUUAGACGUUUGUAACUACAAAUAACUGGUGUGACAGGAAUGGUUGUCCUAAGAAUGGGAGUCCGGGGUACCUUAUGAUUACUACAGGUUAGGGUUAGUCGUAGCAUUGAGCUCGUAUAUGGGACGAAUGUCACCUGUAGAAAGUAAAGGGGAACGGACUACCAUUCCUGUCACACGGCCAAUAUCCAUAGCAUACUCCUGGAUAACACAAGCCUGUGGCCAACAAUUUCAGAAUAUUUACUGAUCUUUUUUUUCUAGAUCUCUUACUGUAGUUCGCCCGAUUAGAGAAAGAAGAGGGUGGG